This is a messenger RNA of Aplosporella prunicola CBS 121167, 463 nucleotides long. RefSeq lists its product as uncharacterized. The record is from RefSeq and is a predicted model, not a curated record. NCBI's taxonomy places the organism in Eukaryota, Fungi, Ascomycota, Dothideomycetes, Botryosphaeriales, Aplosporellaceae. The coding region runs from base 126 to 356 and encodes 76 amino acids. The transcript has a single exon.
UGCGCGCCAAGUCAUGCAUGAUCCUGCCUCGAUUUGGCAACCGUAGUGCAAGAGGCUGGGGGUCACAUUCUUCGCCACGCCAUGCGUUCUGAGAACAAAAAAUCGAGUCCUUUCUGCAGCAUCAUAUGAAGAACACGGGUGUCUGUAUGGAUGCAUUAGCCUUCGCUGCUGAGAAGCUCAGGACCAACCGCAAAGCCCACGGUCACAAAAAGCAAAAAAAAAGUAACAAAAAGCAGCAACGGCAACACCGUAAGCGCCGGAGCACGAACCACCGUAGCGCCACAGCGGAGCUGAACGCCCCUGGCGACUGGACGACCGUACAACGGAAAGCCAGGUCCACACUGAAAAAGACAUAGUCCAAAGUAGCAGAGGAAGCUAAGCGAAGUCAAGACGGCCGAGGUUUCAUCCGUCUUCCUCUCGCAACAACACCAACACCCUUGGCACGAACUCACGUCAGAUCAGC